Myotis lucifugus (little brown bat) is the source of this 866-nucleotide messenger RNA. RefSeq names its product RNA binding motif protein 11 (gene RBM11). Gene Ontology annotation, biological process: regulation of alternative mRNA splicing, via spliceosome. Gene Ontology annotation, molecular function: single-stranded RNA binding. The transcript has 5 exons. The coding region runs from base 60 to 779 and encodes 239 amino acids. The record is from RefSeq and is a predicted model, not a curated record. Gene Ontology annotation, cellular component: nucleus. Lineage: Eukaryota; Metazoa; Chordata; Mammalia; Chiroptera; Vespertilionidae.
AAGCGGCUAAGGAGGGCGGCGUGUGGGCAUCUCCUCAGUCCUCCGCCGAGACCGGAGGGAUGUUCCCUGCUCAGGAGGAGGCCGACAGGACGGUGUUUGUGGGGAAUUUAGAGGCCCGAGUGCGGGAAGAAAUCCUUUACGAGCUGUUCCUUCAGGCUGGGCCAUUAACCAAAGUGACUAUAUGCAAAGACAGAGAAGGAAAGCCGAAGUCCUUUGGAUUUGUCUGCUUUAAACACCCAGAAUCAGUGUCUUAUGCCAUAGCUUUGCUGAAUGGAAUUCGUUUAUAUGGAAGACCGAUUAAUGUGCAGUAUCGAUUUGGGAGUUCUCGCUCUUCUGAACCAACUAAUCAAAGUUUUGAGAGCUGUCUUAAGAUCAAUUCACACAGCUACAGAAAUGAAGAAGCCAUGGGCAGUUCUUUCUUUCCCAUGCAGUUCUUUCCAACUAAUAAUGCAGCUUUACCUCAAGAACAUUUUUUCUUUCAGAAGAUGCAGUGGCAUGCAUGUAAUCCAGCGCUGCAGCUUCCUUACUGUGAGAUGACAGCACCACUUCCUAAGAACACAGCUAUGCCUCCUUCACUAAACCAUGUUCCAAAUCUAGAGGCUGGACCCAGCUCUUAUGAAUGGACUCACCAACAACCACAUGAUCCUGACUUUUACCAAAUUAAUAAACGAAAGAGGCAAAAACAAACUAGUGAUAGUGAUAGUAGUAGCACAGAAAACAUUAGAGAAAGUGAAUAUAGCAAAAAGUUCCGAAAGUGUAAGAAGAAGAAAAGAUAUUAGUAUUACCUUCAAUUUAAUUUAUCUACACUGGUCUUGAUGCUUUUAAAAGGAAAGAGACAAAAAAAAAAAAGCCUGUAUUCUACCAAG